AUUCGCUGAUUUUUUUUUUUUUCAGAAUUCAGAUACGAGCAAAGGAACGCGCUUCGCCAACAGAAGCAGAGGUAGAUGAUAUAUGCAAAACAGGAGAUAGUAAAGACAAAUUGCUGCAUUCGACAAAACAAAAUUGCCAAAUAUAAUUUUGGAAAGUCUUAAAUUCUGAGUGAUGCCAUGCAAAGGCAGAAUACUUUUUAUUGCAAGGCAUUCUUCAGUUCCAGAAGAAUUUCAAACAGACAGCUUAAGUCAAGUUCUUCAUCUAUAUAUUCGAGUUCGAUUCUUGGCAGAAGUCAUGUCAAGUUAUGCCUCAAGGGAAGCAAAGUUUCCUUAAAAUUUAGCCGCACAAUUGAACUGGUAAAAACCAAAGCAGCAUAUGAGAGUCGAGAAGAAAUUUUGGACGAAGAUGAAGAUCUUUGUCCUGUAGAAUGCGUUAGAGAAUUCAAGACUGAUGAGGAGUUCUUAAAGAUUCUAGAUAAGGCCAAAGAAACCGAUUCUUUAGUCGUUGUGGAUUUUUAUCGCACUUCUUGUGGAAGCUGCAAGUACAUAGAGCAGGGAUUUGCAAAGUUAUGCAGGGGAUCUGGUGAUGAAGAAGCUGCAGUUAUCUUCUUGAAGCACAAUGUAAUUGAUGAGUAUGAUGAACAAUCUGAAGUUGCUGAACGACUUAGAAUUAAGACAGUGCCACUCUUCCACUUCUAUAAAAAUGGAGUCCUGUUGGAAGCAUUCCCAACUAGGGACAAAGAGAGGAUACUGGAAGCAAUUCGUAAAUACGCAUAUUCUGGAUCUCAAGAUGUUUAAGAAUUUCAUUUCGGACUUGAUUUCUGUAAAAUAAAAAUGUAGUCUUGUUCUUAGAGGCUGACAUAAACCGAGUGCUUUUGGCUGUGCCACUUCUGUCACGUACAUGUAACAUAUAUAUAAAUUGUGCAAUAAUCAA
Morus notabilis is the source of this 934-nucleotide messenger RNA. RefSeq names its product thioredoxin-like 4, chloroplastic. The coding region runs from base 178 to 798 and encodes 206 amino acids. NCBI's taxonomy places the organism in Eukaryota, Viridiplantae, Streptophyta, Magnoliopsida, Rosales, Moraceae. The transcript has 4 exons. The record is from RefSeq and is a predicted model, not a curated record. Gene Ontology annotation, cellular component: chloroplast.